Messenger RNA from Mus caroli (Ryukyu mouse), 4254 nucleotides. It is a transcript of the gene Scn3b, whose product is annotated as sodium voltage-gated channel beta subunit 3. Gene Ontology annotation, biological process: sodium ion transport; regulation of heart rate by cardiac conduction; regulation of sodium ion transmembrane transporter activity. NCBI's taxonomy places the organism in Eukaryota, Metazoa, Chordata, Mammalia, Rodentia, Muridae. Gene Ontology annotation, cellular component: voltage-gated sodium channel complex. The record is from RefSeq and is a predicted model, not a curated record. Gene Ontology annotation, molecular function: sodium channel inhibitor activity; transmembrane transporter binding.
CAAAGCGGCAGAGAGCUGCCUGCGCAUGUCAAGGCUAGCAACACAUUCAGCCAAGGGGUGUCCCUGGAGAGGGGCAGCUUGAUCACCCAAUCGCCCAGCAUCGGGGCUUCGCAGGAUCCAGGGACGCGCCCCGCGGAAGGGGGUCCCUCCCUCUACCCAGCCUCCACCUCUGAGAUCGCCAGCCCCACCGAAGCUCCCGCCUCUUUCCACGCCUGGAGGACCUCAUGGGAGCCCGGGGCUACUGUGUACAGGACUGAAGUGGAACAAAUUCUGUAGCCCAGACGACGGCUGGAGUGGGGACACGCCCAGCUGGAGAAGCCUGCCCGGCCGUAGAAGCCCGAGAUUCUGAGUCUCGGUGGAUCGAAGUUGCUGUCCCUAGGGGAGGCGAGAGAAGGUCCGCUCCCUUAGGGGCAGUUAAUCCCUGAAGGUUUCCUCGAAAGAAUCAGAGGGCUCAGUCCUUGACAGAGAUCCUCUCUGCUCAGCUCCAGAAACCACUUACGGGAAAAGAUGCCUGCCUUCAACAGAUUGCUUCCCCUAGCUUCUCUAGUGCUCAUCUACUGGGUCAGAGUCUGCUUCCCUGUGUGUGUGGAAGUACCCUCGGAGACAGAAGCCGUGCAGGGCAAUUCCAUGAAGCUGAGAUGCAUCUCCUGCAUGAAGAGGGAGGAGGUGGAGGCCACCACUGUGGUGGAGUGGUUCUACAGGCCUGAGGGCGGUAAAGAUUUCCUUAUAUAUGAGUAUCGAAAUGGCCACCAGGAGGUGGAGAGCCCCUUCCAAGGUCGUCUGCAGUGGAAUGGGAGCAAAGACCUGCAGGACGUAUCCAUCACUGUUCUCAAUGUCACUCUGAAUGACUCUGGCCUCUACACAUGCAAUGUGUCCAGGGAGUUUGAGUUCGAGGCACACAGGCCCUUUGUGAAGACCACAAGACUAAUACCCCUGCGAGUCACUGAAGAGGCGGGAGAAGACUUCACCUCCGUGGUCUCGGAAAUCAUGAUGUACAUCCUCCUGGUCUUCCUCACCUUGUGGCUGUUUAUUGAGAUGAUCUAUUGCUACAGAAAGGUCUCUAAGGCUGAAGAGGCAGCUCAGGAAAAUGCGUCUGACUACCUUGCUAUCCCAUCAGAGAACAAGGAGAACUCUGUGGUACCCGUGGAGGAAUAACGUGCUGUGACCUGAGCAAUCUCGUCCUUCGGGUACUCUACGUUAAUGGUCACAUCACAAUGCUCUCUAUUACGUCAAACCCUUCAGAAGCUGAAUCACUUUGGCCUGAAUAUUGAGCAACCCAAACCCCUUGCUCAUGAUAACAAAGGCAUAAUAAUUCUCUCAUUCCCUGUUUCCUCUGUAUGUGUUUGGAGAGGGUUGCCCUGGACAUUCUCAAUGAGUUCUUCUAUUGUUGGUGGGUGAUCUGAGUGCUGAGCGACUGGCUAUCUCCAGUUCAGCGAUGCCAGCAACAUCAGGAAGUGCCCCAGGUGUCCCAAUACAUCCAUCUUUUUAUUCACCAACCACCCACCCAACUGUGAGAUUUUUACCUGACUUCUGAACUCUAUCAGAACUCCUAUACAUCUUGACCUUGCCUGAACUGAAGAGCCAACAUCUCUCCAUGGACUAAACCUCACUCUAUCCUUGCUUCCAAUCAAGUAGCUCCCAACUCAACUAGAGUUGUCCCCUGUGCUCCAAAUGACUUUAGAUAAGUACUGGAGAAUAGUAUUCUCUGUGUCCUGUCUCCAAUUGGGUUGUCCUCCACUGCAGCAAAAGGAUGAAUGUAUAUUGGAAGGAAGCCCUGAUUAGUUUGUUUAAAAGCCAAAGUGUGCCACUCACUUUGAUUCAUUGAAGUCAUUCUUUUCCUGCCUCUUAGAACACAAGAGAGCAGCAUGCCCCUAAACUUUCCAGAGACAUCUUCUGUGUGCACUGGAAUACAUUCUGGAGCUCAGUGUUUCGAGGCUAUAUCUCCAUAAUCCCAAAGGCUUGGAACAAACCCAGAACCUCCAAGAAGCCAAGGAAGGAUCCAGGACGAUUUCAGUAGGUCUUGAAAGCGAUAUAACACUCCCGAGAUUGGAAACAUGGAUGAUUGAAUUUUCUGGAUUGAAAUGCCUCCGUUCUUCAUUUCUCAGUGUCUGUGGAUCAGUAUUAGUCUUCAUUUUACAGGAGGCAUCUGAGACUCACACAAGCCUGAACAGGAUAUUGAGGGGAUUAAACUGGACGAGAGAUGAGUUUCAGGACUCCACUCUUAAACUCCCUAAGCUGAAAGAUGUUUCUGAGGACUCUUAACAUUCAGCAGGGCAGUAGCAUGGCAUUUGUCCAGCAGAGGCUACAGGUGACAUGAGAUAGACUUUAGGAUUUCACACAAAGAUUUGUGAAUCUGAAGCAUCCUCCAAGAGACACGGCACCUGAGGGCAAUAGCUAUAUGGCGAAAAAUGGUUUUAGUCUGAAAUGGACAAUGAACAAAGAGACAAAGAUAGGUGUGUAGCUUCUAAAUACCUCACCUGUAGAUGUCAUGUUUGGGUAUUGGUGUUUGUAAAGUCCCCCACCCCUACCCUCAUCCCCACCCAAGAGAGCAGGGAACAAGUGACAAGAUUCUUAGUCAAUAUCUCUUUUUUAAUGACUGUUCUAAGUGCAAUAUUCUUUAGCCCCUACAGAUAGCAAGGGCAGGAGGCCUUAUGGUAUAUAAAAAGAUGCAAGUGAGACUCAGUAAGAGAAUUGUCCUCACUCUGAGGAGCUCUAUAAGAAAGACCCUUCUCCACCCUCAUCGGACUUUGUAUGGCAAGCUCCCUUUUCACCCACAUCGUUUCCUUCUUUGUGGAUGUCAGACAUCCGCUUUGGGACUCCCAUCCCACUCUUUUUUAUCUGGUUUGUUUGUACAUGGGGGUUUUUCCAGAAACACAAUUGCAUUUGCUUAUGGGAGAUCAUGACUAUGACCUACAAGGUAUGGCACUCACCAGCCAACUUAAAAUCUUCACCAUCUCCAUCUUCUUCCCAAUCUUCUACUUAGAAUCCCAGACUAGACGUGUGCAGCUCUGGAGCCUUUCCUGGUGUGCUACUGCUUACUAAAGGGCUUAGAAGAGUUCUCAAGGGCUAUAAUCCUCUAGAAACCCCACUGUUUGUCUUGGUGCUGGGUAUUUGCUGUGACUGAUUCUCAAUAAUUUACUGAAGGUCAAACUAAGCUGAGUCUAAUUUCCCCUUUAUUACUGUCUAACAACUGUGAACUUGGUUACUCGGUUGCGCCUGAAAGCAUCUUGCCCUGUUGACUUGGAGUAUCAGCGAGGUGUUGGAUCAAGCCCCAGUCCCUAAGUGGAAAGACUCAGUGCUUGCUAUCUCAGGCUUUCAUUUCAAUCUGUUUACACAUUAUUCUUUGGUUCCUCUACUCUCGAUUAACUGCACACCCAUGCUUUCCUUUUGAGUUUCUGGGUUUGCUCUAGACAUCAAAAUAGAAUUGCAAGUAGAAAGGGAAGUUUUCAGAGCAAGAUUAUGCUGAGAAAGACAGAAGUGGGCUUAAAAGUGGACAGGGCUAAGGUGAUAGCCCAAGAGGUAAAGUGCUUGCCACGCCAGCAGGAGAGUCUCCGUAUGAUCUCUAGAAUCCAUGUGAACAGCCAGACAUACAUUAUGGCACACGUUGGUCAUCCCAGACCUGGGGAGGCAGAGUCAGGAAGAUCUGAGACUCGCUAACCAGGUCACCAGGCCAAACUUACUUACUUGGCAAGCUCCAGGAGAGUGAGAGACCGUCUCCAAAAACAAAACCAAAAAACCAACAAGGUGGAUAGUGCCUGAGGAAUGACACCCAAGGUUGACUUCUGGCCUCCACAUAUACAUGCACACAAGUUAAGGCCCAUAAGCAUAUUUACAUAAAGAUGCACACGCUUGUGCCUGUGUAUGUAUGCAUGUGUGCGAGCGCGUGUGCACGUGUGCACGCGCGCACGCACGCACACACACAGAAACAGAGAGAGAAAGAGACAGAGACCUUCCUCUCACUUGUUUUAUAAAUGAGAAAGCCCUGGUUCUGUGAAUUCACUCAGUCAAUGCAAAUGUAUGUAACCAGGACCUUGGUGUGCCUACGCAUCAUUCUGAUCAUCUACUCACAUUGUUCAACACUCUCUGUGUCGAGCACUAGGUUAGGCUCCAGAUAGACCCCUUGGUUUUAGGUCUGUAAAAGUGUGCAAGCAUGUGUGUGCGCGCGCAUGUGUGUGUGUACACUAGUGCACAGGCACAUGUUUCCAAUAAAGUCUCUCUGUUCAUGUCAAUAAAGUGUCUCUGAAGACCACUUGC